Molecule: messenger RNA, 1828 nt
Organism: Dalotia coriaria
Lineage: Eukaryota; Metazoa; Arthropoda; Insecta; Coleoptera; Staphylinidae
Product: alkylated DNA repair protein alkB homolog 8
Exons: 3
Coding region: 45-1817 (590 amino acids)
Biological process (GO): tRNA methylation; tRNA wobble uridine modification
Cellular component (GO): cytoplasm; nucleus
Molecular function (GO): tRNA (5-carboxymethyluridine(34)-5-O)-methyltransferase activity; S-adenosylmethionine-dependent methyltransferase activity; tRNA binding
Source: RefSeq, a predicted model, not a curated record
AAUUUUCGACUUAGUUAACUUUAUUUUAAAGUCAAGUUUUAAAAAUGUUGGAAACUAGUAAAAGUUCAAUUAAAAAAUGCAUUAAAAAACAACAGCGAUGCCAAGCAAUAAUAGGAAAAGAUGCUAAUAUUGUAUUUUCAGACCAGCCAACAAAUAAUAUCGUUAUUUGUAAUGCGGGCCUUUCUAAUGGUUUAACCCCAGAACAAGUAAUAGAGAAUUUUACCCAAUAUGGACCAAUUUCUGCCGUUCAUAUGUUACCAGGAAAGUCUUAUUGUUACCUCAUAUUUCAAAAUAUAUAUGAUGCUGAACAUGCUUACAACUCAUGCAAUGGCAUUCUUAACUUAGCUCAGGACAAGAAACCUCUUUAUUUGGGGUACACAAAUUCUACUUUAACAUCUCCAACUUCAAAUUCAUUUGAUAAACCACCAGGGUUAAAAAUAAUAGAAAAUGUUUUAACUGCAGAUGAAGAAACUUCAUUUCUAAAUUUUAUUCUUAAUGAUCCAGAAAAUAAUGAACAUCAGCAGCUAAAACAUAGAUUUGUUAAGCACUUUGGAUAUGAAUUCAAGUAUGAAAUCAAUAAUGUUGAUAGGAAUUCACCACUUAAAGAAACUAUACCUUCACAUUGUGAGAAAUUAUUUAAGUUCAUGAAUAUAACUCCUGAUCAAUUGACUGUGAAUUGUUAUAAUCCUGGGCAGGGUAUACCAGCUCAUGUAGACACACAUAGUGCUUUUGAAGGUCCAAUUAUUUCACUAUCAUUAGGGUCUGAUGUUGUUAUGGAGUUUAAACAUGAUGAUGGAAGAAGUUGUUCUGUUUUGCUGCCAAGAAGAAGUUUGACUAUAAUGGAUGGUGAAUCAAGGUAUGAUUGGACACAUGGCAUCACACCAAGAAAAUUAGAUGUAAUUAAAGGCAUGAAUGGUUUGACAAUUAAUAAAAGAGAUGUGAGAGUAUCUUACACCUUUAGAAAAGUUAAUAUGUCAGGUGUUUGCACUUGUAACUAUCCAUCAAAGUGCGACUCGCGUAAAAAUAUAGAAAUUAAUGAUGAAGAUGCUAGAAAACUGGAAGAUAUUCAUGUACAACAGGUGUAUAAUAACAUAGCGUCGCAUUUUAGUGAUACUAGGCAUACACCAUGGCCAAAUGUACUUGAAUUUGUUCAAUCGUUUGAUUUAGGUUCUGUUGUUCUUGAUAUUGGAUGUGGUAACGGCAAAAACAUCGGUCAUACUAUUACAAACUUCGAGAUUGGUUGUGAUAACAGUAUAGGACUAUUGUCUUUAUGCCGUGAACGCAACUUGGAAGCACUUGCUUGCAAUUGUCUUCAAGUGCCAUUUAAAGACUCAAUCGCCGAUGGCAUUCUAAGUAUUGCUGUAAUCCAUCACUUAGGCAGUGAAUCACGACGUCUUCAAGCCAUUGCAGAAAUAAUUAGAUUACUACGAGUAGGCGGUAAAGCAUUGAUAUAUGUAUGGGCAAAAGAUCAAAAUCGUAAUGAAAAAUCAAGCUAUCUUAAACAAGACCGCAAAAAUCGUAAAAGCACUAGUUGCGUUCAAGCCUCCAAUACCACCAAAAAAGUUAAUGUUGGUGAAAAUAUUGCUUUAGCCGUACACACAAACCGUAAGCAGUUUGCUGAACAAGAUAUGCUGGUACCAUGGAAACUAAAGGGCACCGAAAUUGAAAACAAGAACGAAUCGGAGUUUCUUAGGUUCUAUCACGUCUUUCAAGAUCAAGAACUUUUAUUACUCGUUGAAUCUUUUAAGAAUGUUAACAUACUUAAGUACUAUUAUGAUCAAGGUAAUUGGUGUGUAAUUUUUGAGAAAAUAAAUUGAAUUAUACAUAA